GCCGUACGCGGGAGCCGUCAUCCGGUGGCGGGUCCGGGCCGCGGGGCUGGCGGGCUGAGGGGAGGAAAGAUGGCGGCAGCGGCGGCAGCUGGUGCGGCUUCUGGGCUGCCGGGUCCAGUGGCACAGGGAUUGAAGGAGGCGUUGGUGGAUACCCUCACCGGGAUCCUGUCCCCCGUGCAGGAGGUGCGGGCGGCUGCAGAGGAGCAGAUUAAGGUGCUGGAGGUGACAGAGGUAUAGCAUAAGCACUGUCCACCUGCGAAGGGCACCCCGCAAGGAUCCAGACGCACUCCUGGGCAUGUGGCGGGCACUGAACCGAGCGGAAGGCGGCCAUGCUCGGAAAAAGGCCAGUGAAUUUGGUGUUCACCUGGCAGAGUUGACUGUAGAUCCUCAGGGGGCACUGGCAAUCCGUCAGCUGGCAUCAGUCAUCUUGAAACAGUAUGUGGAAACUCACUGGUGUGCCCAAUCAGAGAAGUUCAGACCUCCGGAAACUACAGAAAGGGCAAAAAUUGUUAUCCGGGAGCUAUUACCCAACGGGUUGAGAGAAUCAAUAAGCAAAGUGCGCUCCAGUGUGGCCUAUGCUGUGUCUGCCAUUGCCCACUGGGAUUGGCCUGAAGCCUGGCCCCAACUCUUCAACCUGCUUAUGGAAAUGUUGGUGAGCGGAGACUUAAAUGCCGUCCAUGGAGCCAUGCGUGUGUUGACAGAGUUUACUCGAGAAGUGACAGACACACAGAUGCCACUUGUUGCUCCUGUCAUUCUGCCAGAGAUGUAUAAGAUAUUCACCAUGGCCGAGGUGUAUGGUAUUCGAACUCGUUCCCGAGCAGUGGAGAUUUUUACUACUUGUGCUCAUAUGAUCUGUAACAUGGAGGAACUGGAAAAAGGUGCAGCCAAAGUCCUGAUCUUCCCCGUGGUGCAGCAGUUCACAGAGGCCUUUGUUCAGGCACUCCAGAUGCCGGAUGGCCCCACAUCUGACAGUGGCUUUAAGAUGGAGGUCCUGAAGGCAGUGACAGCCUUGGUGAAAAACUUCCCAAAGCACAUGGUGUCCUCCAUGCAACAGAUCCUGCCCAUUGUUUGGAACACUCUAACUGAAAGUGCUGCCUUUUAUGUGAGGACGGAAGUGAAUUACACAGAGGAAGUGGAAGAUCCUGUGGAUUCGGAUGGAGAAGUCCUGGGCUUUGAAAACCUCGUCUUCAGCAUUUUUGAAUUUGUCCAUGCCCUACUAGAAAACAGCAAGUUCAAAAGCACCGUUAAGAAAGCUUUGCCUGAGCUCAUUUACUACAUCAUCCUGUACAUGCAGAUCACCGAGGAGCAGAUUAAAGUGUGGACAGCUAACCCACAGCAGUUUGUAGAAGACGAGGACGAUGACACCUUCUCCUACACUGUUAGGAUUGCCGCUCAAGACUUGUUGCUGGCUGUGGCCACAGAUUUCCAGAAUGAGAGUGCAGUGGCGCUGGCUACUGCAGCCACACGGCAUUUACAAGAAGCAGAGCAGACAAAAACCAGUGGCACUGAGCACUGGUGGAAGAUCCACGAGGCCUGCAUGCUUGCUCUAGGUUCUGUGAAGUCUAUCAUCACUGACAGUGUGAAAAAUGGCAGGAUCCAUUUCGAUAUGCAUGGGUUCCUGACCAAUGUCAUCCUCGCAGACCUCAACCUGUCAGCAUCUCCUUUCCUCUUGGGCCGGGCACUGUGGGCUGCCAGUCGCUUCACUGUCGCUAUGUCCCCUGAACUGAUUCAGCAGUUCCUACAGGCAACAGUUAGUGGUCUUCAUGAGACACAGCCCCCAUCAGUUCGCAUCUCUGCUGUGAGAGCCAUCUGGGGUUAUUGUGAUCAACUGAAAGUCUCAGAGAGUACACAUGUGCUUCAGCCCUUCCUCCCCAGCAUCCUUGAUGGCCUAAUUCACCUAGCAGCCCAAUUCAGCUCAGAGGUCCUCAACCUGGUGAUGGAGACCCUGUGCAUCGUUUGUACUGUUGAUCCAGAAUUCACAGCAAGCGUGGAAAACAAGAUCUGCCCCUUCACCAUCGCCAUUUUCCUAAAGUACAGUAAUGAUCCUGUUGUGGCCUCGCUGGCUCAGGACAUCUUCAAGGAGCUGUCGCAGAUUGAAGCCUGUCAAGGUCCAAUGCAGAUGAGGCUGAUUCCUACUCUGGUCAGCAUAAUGCAGGCCCCAGCAGACAAGAUCCCUGCAGGGCUCUGUGCGACAGCCAUUGACAUCUUGACUACAGUAGUUCGAAAUACCAAGCCUCCCCUUUCCCAGCUCCUCAUCUGCCAGGCUUUCCCUGCUGUGGCACAGUGCACCCUUCACACAGAUGACAAUGCCACCAUGCAGAAUGGUGGUGAGUGUUUGCGGGCCUAUGUGUCAGUGACACUGGAACAGGUAGCCCAGUGGCAUGACGAGCAAGGCCACAAUGGACUAUGGUACGUGAUGCAAGUAGUGAGCCAGCUCCUUGACCCACGAACCUCAGAGUUUACUGCAGCCUUUGUGGGCCGCCUGGUCUCCACCCUCAUCUCCAAGGCAGGGCGGGAGCUUGGGGAGAAUCUGGAUCAGAUUCUUCGUGCCAUCCUCAGUAAGAUGCAGCAGGCAGAGACACUCAGUGUCAUGCAGUCACUCAUCAUGGUGUUUGCUCAUCUGGUGCACACUCAGCUGGAACCUCUGUUGGAGUUCCUAUGUAGCCUCCCAGGACCAACUGGGAAGCCUGCCCUGGAGUUUGUGAUGGCUGAGUGGACGAGUCGGCAGCAUCUGUUCUAUGGACAGUAUGAAGGCAAAGUUAGCUCUGUGGCUCUGUGUAAACUGCUUCAGCAUGGCAUCAAUGCAGAUGACAAGCGGCUACAAGAUAUUCGUGUGAAGGGAGAAGAGAUCUACAGCAUGGAUGAGGGCAUCCGCACCCGCUCUAAGUCAGCCAAAAACCCAGAGCGCUGGACAAACAUUCCUCUGUUGGUCAAGAUUCUAAAGCUGAUUAUCAACGAGCUUUCCAAUGUCAUGGAGGCCAAUGCUGCUCGCCAGGCCACUCCUGCUGAGUGGAACCAAGAUGAUUCCAAUGAUAUGUGGGAGGACCAGGAGGAAGAGGAAGAGGAGGAGGAGGAUGGUCUAGCUGGCCAGCUUUUAUCUGACAUUCUUGCUACAAGUAAAUAUGAGGAGGAUUACUAUGAAGACGAUGAGGAAGAUGAUCCCGAUGCCCUGAAGGAUCCUCUCUAUCAGAUUGAUCUACAGGCGUAUCUCACAGACUUCCUUUGCCAGUUUGCUCAGCAGCCCUGUUACAUAAUGUUUUCAUGCCACCUUAACGACAACGAGAGGCGGGUCCUACAGACCAUCGGCAUCUAAAAAGGAGAGUCUUCAGCCUGUGCUCCCUCUCCUGGCCCAGCCGCAGAACUUUCUCCAGCCCUCUCCGGCCUUGAGAUGCACUUUUUCUCAGCCUGGAGUGGCUUCUGGCCUUCGGCCUCAACAGUGAUACUGACACUCGGCCCUUGCUUACCAGGGCUGGUAUUUUAAAAGCUAAAGCAAAGAACAUUUAUCAAAGUCCUGUGAAGAUACCCCAAAUCUGGAACUGUCUUUCUCCCCAGCGUUGCCCCCCUUCCUUCCUAGCAUCCUCUGUUGGCCAGACCAGGAACAUUGAUACCCAGGAUGUGGAUUCCUGAUUAUUUUGCCCCACCUCAGGAACACAGGAAGUCAUUUCCAUUAAUAUUCAGAAACACACCUGUUUUCUUUCAUAGGACAUCUGAUGUGUUCAGUUAGGAACCCCGUGAGAGAUCAUUAUGCUUUCUGCCCUCGGCCAGUGAUGCUCUAGGUUUUCAGUAAGGAGAAGCUGGAGCAGCCACAUACUAAGCCAUUACCAGUAACCUCACCUUCAUGCUUUCCUCAUGCAACACUAAGGGUCCUCUGUGAAAGGCUCCAUCUUCCCAUCUUUGCUUCAUUGCAUGACACAGCCCCUCCCCCAGGCUGUUCCUAUAUAUACAUGCAUACACAAAGCAAGCCAGACAGAUGGCAACUUGUCUUUUUUUUUUUUUUUUAAGAAAAAAGAAAUCAGGAAAGAGAUUUUUAUUUCUAAAUCUGCCUGACCCAUCCAUAUUUAAUCUGCCUCUUCUGCACAUAACCACGGAGUCUGAUAUUCAAAGGUAUCCCUAUCCCUCAGGAAUCCUCUGAAGUGGUUGAGUUGUAGCCCUCGAAUUUGCAACAUGUAUUUUUCUAGGACAGUAAAGCAAUCUUUACAAAUGACUUUAGCCUGCAUACUCUAAGGUAUCUCAACCUCGACCUUCUGUUUCUCCCUCCAGAAGCAAAGUAAAAACAGGAGAAAGCAUAGCAUAUUUUGGCAUCCUACUAGGAUUUGGCAAGCAGCUCAGAAAUCUUAGAGAACUGGUAUUUUUCAUCCAAAUAUGUUUAAAGAGUCACCGGUACAGCAUGUGGAGGAUGGCCCAGGGUUCAUUCCCCAGUACUGCAAAAAUAAGGGCAUCCCGCAGUGGGCUUCCCUUGUGUUAUGAGUUGAGAAUGGGUGAAGAUUAAGAGCAGAGUAGUUGUCUCAUGUCCCUUUGUUUGGUAGUGCCCAGGUCUGGUGCUCCAUUUUUAAUAGCUGGAGCUUUUUCUUUGGGGUGAUGCUCUAACAAAAAGGAAAGGGGCUGUAGCGGUAACUUGAGCUCCACUCAAGCAGAGGGGUAACUGUGUAGCAUGUCUAAGGCCUUUCCUGGGACCUAAGAACUUGGCAGCUUGUUACUGACUGAGCCACCAGAUGUCCUUAGUGCUCCACCUUGAGUUCAGAAGCACUAACUAAAGUUAACACUUUUAUUUUUUUAAGAGCCUAAGGAAGUGUGUAUAGUUGUCUUCUGGCUGGCGGUGUGGAGACCAGUAUUCCUCUACCCUUGCUGCUUUUCCUCCUGAAGUUGAAGUUCCCGAUAAAGAGAAAUGAUAACAUACCUGCCCAAUGGUACCAAAAAAAAAAAAAAAAAAAAAACCACAGUAGGAGCUUUGGAACCUCGUUCUAUAGUUGACCUCAAAGUCAACUAGAUUUGGUGCUAAAAACAGUAGACCAUUCCACAUGAUUAAGUUGUCUAAUGGUUUUGACACAUUAGAGUGGUACCAGGUUAGCAGCAUUGGAGGAAGCUUGGAGACCCCAGUCCAUAUGCCAACAGUGAUGUGGGUUCAUUCUAAGCCUGCACGUUAGAACAGUUCCCAAUGUGUAGUGCCAAAAUUAGUCCAAAGGGCCUGUCCUGUUCUCAUGGUUCACUUUUGGUAGAAGGGCUAAGCUCCUGGCUUAAGAAAACUUGAAAAACAGGUUCGUAGGAAGCCAUCCUGACCAACAUACAUAACUGAUUGGAAGUGGAGGGGCUUAUGCACCUGAUGGACGGAUGCUUGUGUUUUCAGAGCAGUUAACUCCUGCAACAGUGAAAUCUCCCAUCCUGCUGAGAGACUGUUCCUAAGAGCAAGGAGAAAGUUCCGUUGGUGACGAAGUUGAACUCUGGCUCAUAUUUUAUCUCCUACGAAAGCCAACUUUAUUUGGGAAAGGGGCGAGGCGGACUGUUGAAGACUAAGAAAAGACCAGUGAACUCAUGAGAGGUGUGGGCUCCCUCUGAUCAAAGGUUUCCAGGUUGUGGGUGAAACACUGGAGAGCUAGGAAGCAGAUGAGAUUCCAAGAAAGAGUUGUUCCGCCAAUCCCUGACUAAGACGCAUGAACCUACCACAGAUGGUUGGAAAGCAGAUGACUGUCAGCAGGGAAAGCAGUGGCUGGGGCUGAGAUAGAUGGUCACUGUGAACUAGGAGCUAACAUGGUAAGCUAAUGGAAACAAGCUGCAGCUCUUGUUAGCUGUCCUAAAAACCCCAGAGAAGUGAAAUGAGCACUGACCAGCCAAGCUACAAGUCAGCCCUUUGUGGGAGAACUGGGUGGGUCUUUACUGUGGAGAUAAGUGGGUUUAUUUAUGCCAAGACAUUUUAAGCCAUUUGCAAAAGAAACUGACCUACACAAGGAAAGAAUGCUCAUCAAAUCUUAGAUGACAGGAAACCCCUAGGAAGGGUGACAUUUAGGAUCCAAGUAGAUCAAGUAUAAGAAAAGGAGAUUGGUGACAGUAUUUAUCAGGAAGAUUGAAGAUUUGAGUACUGUGUACCUCAUUAAAAGUACUGAGUGUUAGGAGUCCAGAAAACUCCAGUGUGAGCCCAGGUUAUGUCUAGGAUGCUGCAGGUUUUCCUCCUCUGUCCCUCAGGGAUCCUGACCAAUGACAGUACCCUGUGAAAGGACAUCCAAGACCUACACUGUUUAGGGGAAGUGGUGACGUGGCUGAGAAGGUUGAGCUCAGUACAGCCUCAGCACUCAUGGGUUUGUUCAGACAAGUGCUGCACUGCGCCGGCCCGGGACGGAAUAAAAGGUGCAUUUCUGGC
Molecule: messenger RNA, 6352 nt
Organism: Mus pahari (shrew mouse)
Lineage: Eukaryota; Metazoa; Chordata; Mammalia; Rodentia; Muridae
Gene: Ipo9
Product: importin 9
Exons: 25
Coding region: 296-3313 (1005 amino acids)
Biological process (GO): protein import into nucleus
Cellular component (GO): nuclear envelope; cytosol
Molecular function (GO): small GTPase binding
Source: RefSeq, a predicted model, not a curated record